Molecule: messenger RNA, 708 nt
Organism: Clavispora lusitaniae ATCC 42720
Lineage: Eukaryota; Fungi; Ascomycota; Pichiomycetes; Serinales; Metschnikowiaceae
Source: RefSeq, a predicted model, not a curated record
AUGCGGGCCUCAUACUGGUCAUACUUCUGUUGGCUAUAUUGUAGUUGGGAUAACUUGUCGCUGGCCUUGCGUUGUUGCGCGAGUGCUCGGUUUUCCGGGAUAUUUCCAUACAAGUACUCACGGCCCUCUCGCGUCUUUUGUUUUUCUGGAAUGCUAAUGGUAUCGCGAGAAACUUUUCUCACAGUAAACUUGACUGGCUUUUUCUCACCAGCCUUAGGUAGCACGGGCAGCAAAGUAGAGCUUUCAGCGCUCGACGUCUGCAGCGACCCAGAAUGGACGCGUUCCUCCUUUGGUUGUGAGUAUUGUGAUUGUUCCGUACGCGUUGAAUGUUCAGUGCUGUCUUGUGUAGCUUUCUUUGCUUGUCCAUUUUCAGCAGCGUCUGCCGCAUCCAAACGAUGCAUAGACAAACUUUUGAUGAGGUUUUCUGUUGAAUCCAUACUCAGUGCAGAACCCACAGAGGCUGUAGGCGACUGUACGGAUUCCUCCUGCGACACCUCAACCAUGACCACUUGUGUUGUGUUAUUGUCGGAUGUUAUGGUUUGCGUGGUAGAGUCAUUGCCACUUGCAGAUGUAAGUGGUUCAGUCAGAGUUUCGGUGGUCAUAAAAAAAGUCAGUGGUAAAGAUCUGGGGUAUCCGGAAAUAACAGAAAUGAAGGCGAUUAAGAAACCACAGAUAAACAAAAAGCUCCUUGUGUUGUGUCGUGCGUGA